AUGAGAUGUUUCUGUCAUGGGGCUGAUUUGAACCUUCGUCAUCGAUUCAAGAGAUGCCGCAAGGGAUAUGGUGUCCAACACCCCUCGGUCUUGUUUUCCUGGUAUCACAGAUUUGAGGACUUCAUUAUCGUCACAAUUUUGUCGAUUGUUCCACUUCCUAACGACAGCUGGUCUAGAGAACGCUUCGAGAUAGCAAUGGAAUUUCUGACGCAUAUUCAGAAAGAGUUUGAGCUAGAGUUGAAGUCCUUGUCAAAGACGGAGUUCGAUUGCGUCAGUUUUGACCGGGAGUUUGGCGAUUGCGGCUGCGACAUUACAUAUGCAUUCUAUGUGCGUAAGAUGCAAAUUACUAUAAUCAGGUCGUAUGCGGCGCAGGCGCUAAUUGGGCCCUUGAUCGGCCGGCCCAUGGGUCUUCAUACGCAAUUGAUCAUUGCACUGCCACCAUUUUCGGCCAGGCCACAGGGAGCCUGCAGUCUGCCUUUGAGGCGAAGUGCGGCAGACAAGAUGAACGAUGCGCGUCUUUGGAAUCAGACAAUAGCUCACAAUUCCACGGCCCAAGACGCAGUCUUCCUAUCUGAAAGGCGAAAAAAGAGGAUGACGAAAUGGCCGAUUCCCACGACCAUAUCCAUGGUCCAGACAACACCCGCAGAUACUAUUUCGCCCCAUUCAAGAACGAAUGAGGAUGUUUCGACUGAUUCUUCGCAAGACGGCGAGAAAGAUGAAGGUAUUCGAUCUACUUCGCAACCUCUGCAACUUGAUGGUCUACUUCCGCCAACAGCGCAACCCACGCCACCUACAUCGGCUUCAGUCGUCUAUAACAGCUUGUUUGCAGAUUCGAAUAAUUCCAAGGCGCCCCGACAGGAUGCCUCACCAAUCGAAUUCAACAAUUACGCGGUCACAUUACCAGUGAGCUCUUCUAAGUUAUGGCGAUUCCCAGACACAACUUACCGGGUGGCUCGAGAGGACCAAAUCCCUGUUCCAUCCGAGGUUCUAUCCUUAUGGCCUGAGACAAAGACCGGCUUGCAGAAUGAUCUCAGAUGCGUCGUCACGCAAAUGGAUCGAGAGCAGGCCAAGGAAAGGAAUCGGGUUAAACGGACAGACAUUUCAAGGAAAACAAUAUUUCCUCAGCUCUGGAUGUCAGGAAAGCCAAAUAAGACAGACUUGGUUACGAUCUCCCCAUGUAUCUGGAUACUUUGCGGUAGUAAUUCCUGCUGCAAGAAGGUUCGCCGUCGAAUGAAAGACCUAGAGCUACCUGAGCUUUUCACGCGACAACCAAUUCAAAUCCGCGAGAGAGCUCCUGAGCUUUUCGCCGCCAAAGCCAUUGUACCUCUUCCUCAAUUGCGAUAUGAUGUAGAAAGGAACGCGGGGAUCUCUCACCAUGGUGGAACAAUCCUAUACCAUAUGGAAGCACCUACAGACGCGCACGGGGACCAGCCGGCGUGCGGCUUGCUUUGCUGCGUCACGUUCAUUAAAAACGGAAAGAUAGUAGACCAGCGUAUCUCCAGAAUAGGAGGGCUACUUACCGACGGCACCGAACACGCAAGGCGCCCAAUUGCAAUAACCACUUCUCAUGGACUGUUGAAUUCCCUAUGGGCAGACAAUGAUGAUAACGGCGACUCCGAUUCCCAAGACAGAACGCGCUGCCUGGAGCUCCAAGGGAGCAUUGAAGAUAACGAAUUGCUAUGGGCGAUUGAGACAGACAGCUGUUCUGAGUCCGAAAGCGAGUCCGGUAGCGAGUUGUUCUUGAACUCAGAUGCGGAUGCAAAAAACGAUCCAACUUCGCCUUCCAAGGGCAAGGCUUCUAUUACUCAAGACGCGGAAGAGUUGCUUGGAGGCAAGAACCAUACGACUGUCCCCAAGUGGCACUGUUUCGAAGAAGUUAUUGGAAUCAGACUUUGCGGGGAACUUAUUCAGGCACAAAAUGACAGAUCCUCACUUCCUCUCCCAGCCGACUAUGCGCUAUUGAGGUCGGAUGUUCUAUUGACUCUAAAAAAUCUGUCAUCAUCGACCUCAAACAUUGAGAUUUCAACCUUGAUGACAAACGACAUGCUGCAGAGUGGCCCAUUGUCUCUCAUGCUAGGCUCGGGUGAGCCGAUCAACGUUAUUCUGUUGCCAGAAAUAACGACAAUGCCUUUCGCAGAGAAAGAAUUGGUGGUUCGAAAGCUUCAACUACCAAUACCCUUAGCUCCUGGGACAUCGGGUAUAUGGUUAGCAAAAGGUUCAUCAUUUUGUGGGAUGAUAGUCGCAGCCUUUCCAGGUCAGCCACUGGCCCUCAUGGCCACUGCCGAGGACAUCAUCAAUGAUAUUGGCCGUUCUUUCCCACUUCAAAAGAAUACUGUCGAGUCGAACGAGUUGGGCUUGGGUAGCUCAGUCACUCAAGCAGUCGCCAAAGAGAUGCGAGGAACUUACUCCGUCUACUCAAGAUCUGGCGGAAUGUCGGACGAAACAUCUGGAUCUCGAGAGACGUUGCCCGAGGACGGAAAAUCCCUUCUAGAAGACCGGGUACACGUUGAUGGCUGUGAAGUCUAUGCAUCGUUUGUUGGGAGGAAAAAUACGAAAUUUUCAGAAAAAGCAGACCACCACCAUAUGGGACUGUGUAAGUCAAAUGGGCUUCACAUCAAAAAUGGAGCUUUUAGUGUGUUUCCACCAACGCUGCAGCCAUUGCCCAACAUCGAACGUCAACACCCCGGAAUAAUUCUCGAUAGAGCUGAGUUCCACUUUACGGGGCAUCAGUGUUUGCAAGCCUCUUCAAUCGAAUUUUUGGCGUCAUCUCAGACCAAGACCAUAUCCAUUUUCAUUUUGUUUUCACAGUCAACACUAUUUGCUCCGCAAUCUUGA
This is a messenger RNA of Colletotrichum lupini, 2835 nucleotides long. RefSeq lists its product as uncharacterized. The record is from RefSeq and is a predicted model, not a curated record. Lineage: Eukaryota; Fungi; Ascomycota; Sordariomycetes; Glomerellales; Glomerellaceae. The transcript has 12 exons. The coding region runs from base 1 to 2835 and encodes 944 amino acids.